UCAGUCAUCACGACAUUGUAGGCCAUCAUGAACAAACACAGCAACAAGCUGAAACCUGCAAACAGCAUGAGCACCACUAACACACACACACACACACACACACACACACACACCAGGUACUGUAGUGUAAAGUCACACCCUGAUUCCCACUAUCUAACUAAGAAAUGUUUAUCACUGUGGGACUGUGCCAGCUUUCUGACAGCACUGAAUUUUAAUGAAACGAAAUAGAUGAGAUUAAAUGAAGUUAAUCUCAGAUAAAUGAAACCAUUUUAUACUUCUACUAUGGCUGCUAAAAACAUCCACAGCGUUUCGUCUACCAGAAAGUUUCCUGAAUUCUAAACUGGACGGAAACAUGAGUUUGUGCUAAAAUGAACGACAGAUAUCACCGAGCGGCGCGAGACGGUCAUGUGACCUUACUGAAGGAAGCCACCAGGAAAGAGCUGAAUGCUGAGGAUGAUGACGGUAUGACCCCGGUGCUCUGGGCGGCUCAUCACGGCAACCUGGAGGCUCUGAGAGUCAUGCUGGGGCGAGGUGGCGAGCCGGAUAAGUGUGAUCUCUGGGGAAACUCUCCUCUUCACCUGGCCGCAGCCAGCGGUCACCUGGACUGCCUUUCCUUCCUCGUGUCCUUCGGUGCCAACGUGUGGUGUUUGGAUAAUGACUACCACACGCCGCUGGACGUGGCAGCUGUGCGAGGACACAUGGACCUCGUGCGGUAUCUGGACUCCGUCGCCGCCAGGCAGAGCAGCCUGAAUCCCAAGCUGGUAAGGAAGCUGAAGGAGCGAGCGUUCCGUAACGCAGAGCAACGCAUUAAACGCUGCACGGAACUGCAGCAGGAAAACCAACGCCACAUGGAGAAAAAAUUCCUGAAAGAGACCAUGGAUUCAGGAGCGUCCGGUUCCCUGAGGUUCUCCAGCAACGGGCGUAAAAAUAUCCCACAAUUCAACACCGUUAACUCCAGAGUCACCUACACGCAGGUCACGCUGAACUCCACGGCCAAAGGUAGGAAGAAGAUCCUGAAGUGUCUGGAGAAAAGCAAGCAGGCUGAUGGAACCUUUAAGGUCUCUGAAGAUGGAAGGAAAAGUGUGCGAUCCCUUUCUGGGCUUCAGCUGGGGAACGACGUGAUGUUCCUGAAGCAGGAGACAUACACAAACCCUCGUCGCCGACUCCACGUUCGCAACAUGUUCCCUCCAAAUCCCAAUGACAACCAUGAUGAUGAUGAUGGUCCUGAUGUAGCCGUGGUUUCACACGCAGUGAGUGACCCAGGUUUGUACAAUGACCACAGACAGGAUUCUCUGUUCUCCAGGCCUGGUCUCGGGACGCUUGUUUUCCGGAGGAAUUACGGCGACGAUGGAGAUGAAGUCAAUCUGUACUGUGAAGAAAGUGAGGAGUCACUGUGGAGAGAACGGAAUAUUCACUUUAGAGAGAGCGUAUGUCUCCGAACUCCGAGCCUGGAGCAGGACACCAUCAGCAGCUGUCUUCAGAACAGACGCUUAAAGGAUUUUCGGUGGUAUGGUGACAACGACGAUGAUGAUGAUGACGACGACGAUGAUGAAGAGUAUGAUGAACUGCAGCCAUGCUCCUCUCCUCUAGAGGUGUUCUUGGUGUCUCAAGGUCUGGGCGAGUUCCUGCCCCUGUUCCUGAAGGAGCGGAUGGACCUGGAGGCUCUGAUGCUGUGCUCUGAGCCUAACUUGGCCAUCAUCAACGUUCCGCUCGGACCCAGGAAGAAGCUUCUGGAAGCCUGCAGUCGGCGCACACACACUCUGCAGCGAGGCAGGCCCAUGUGUGACUCUCAGCUCUGAGGGUGUGUGUGUGUGGAUGAAUUAGAUAAGAUAUACAAGUUAUUAUAAAUUAUUGCUGUUAGAAUUAGCAUGCUAAACUGAUCUUUGUUCCUCAAUUUAUGUAGCUAAUGGAUGCGGCUAAUUCAUAGCCAGUUUAUUACUUAGACCAUGAAGGAACAGGCUGGAAAGAGAAACAUCUCCUGUGUGCACAUAAAUAUCGUUUUAGACACAAUUUACAUCCUAUUAGUGAUUAAUAAAUCUUAAUAUGACUGAUCAAAUAAACAAAGUAGAAAGAUCAGGUUCUGUUUGUUCAUUAUUUAUUAGUUAACAAUCAUCAAAACAACCUGUCUGAUCUCAUCUCUCUAAACACAUGGACACACAGUUCAAUCUAAUUUUGUAUUUCUUGCUCAUCUCUUCCUGAGGAGUACAAAUAAAAUCGUCUUUAUUUUCCG
This is a messenger RNA of Hemibagrus wyckioides, 2230 nucleotides long. Its product is annotated as pre-mRNA splicing regulator USH1G-like. Lineage: Eukaryota; Metazoa; Chordata; Actinopteri; Siluriformes; Bagridae. The transcript is spliced from 5 exons. Gene Ontology annotation, molecular function: protein binding. The record is from RefSeq and is a predicted model, not a curated record. The coding region runs from base 369 to 1799 and encodes 476 amino acids.